AUGGGCCGAAGACGUCAUUCCGAUAGUGACUCUUCUUCGUCCUCGGACGACGAUCGCGGUCGAUCAUUGCCUCAGGAAUCUCACGGUGAGAUUGAAACUAGGCUCGAGUCGCUCAUCUGUCGUAUCGGCGAGAAGUCCACUUCAUCGCUGGAGUCGAAUUUGGAGGGAUUGGCGAAGGUUUUGAAAUCAGAUUUGGCGAAUUUCAAGGAUUUCAUUAUUGAGACUCUUGCAUGUGCUGCUGUUCAGAUGCCGGAAAAGGUCACCAUUUACUCAACGCUCGUCGGCUGGCUCAACUCGAAGAGCGACUCGUUCGGUUCCGAAUUCAUGAAGUACAUCAUGGCCGACCUUCGUGACAACGUUAUCGCCUGUCGCUGGGAAACUGUGCGUUUUAUGUUUCGUUUUAUCACAGAUCUUAGCAACUGUGGUGUGAUCACUGCCAGCACCGUCAUUACAUUCUUCGACUCCUUCCUUGACUGCCUUGACGAAGAAAAUGCAUCCCAGCGACGAAAGGAUGCCCUUGUUUACAUCUGUCUCUCAUCUCUCCCUUGGUGUGGCCGAAAGCUUUACAAUGACGAGUCCGCAGAAGUUGAUCGCCUGAUGAAUACGAUGGGGGACUACGUAGCUCAACGAAACCGUGAUCAUUUCAGCCUCUUGAGUGUUUGGAGAACGGAAAAACAGCAGCGAAUGGAAGACAAUGUCGACUCUCUUUGGAGUCAGAUCAAAAAUCUUGCAAAGAACAACUGGGACGACGAAGGCUUUAUCCUAAGGCCUUACAUAGGAUUCGAAGGUAUCUUGGCAGAAGCUGUUCGACAGAACCUUCCUCGAUUCGUCCUUCCUCCUCAUGAGCCUCAAUUUAUCUACCCUAAGCCGUUCAUGAUGUUCCGCCUCUUCAAGAUGGAUGAGGUUGGCGAAGAAGAUGGAGCCCCGCUUCCAGCCAAUGACUCAAUUGGUCGAUUUAUCGUCGAAGAGAACCUAACCACUCUUUUCUUCACUUAUUAUAGAGAGCGAAAAGAAUGCGCGACUCGUCUUUUGAGCUACUCGAACAAAUCUAAAGUGCCGAUCUAUCACAUGAUCGUCGAGGUCAUCUUUUCGUACAUCUUCCGAGUCCCAACUCCGAUUGUUCCUGACAUUUGUUUUGCGACGAUUUUCAUUGAGCUUUGCAAACUACAGCCCCAGUUUAUGCCACAAGUUCUCGCGCUGGCAACAGAAUUGAUCUUUGAAAAGCUGGACGAUUUGACUCGACCAACUGCUGACCGAUUUACUAACUGGUUCGCUCAUCACUUGUCUAAUUUCCAGUUCCGAUGGUCCUGGGAUGAGUGGGCAGAUUGUCUCCAACAAGACUUAGAAUCUUCGCGACCUGCUUUCAUCCGAGAAGUGCUCGAAAAAUGUAGACGUUUGUGCUACCAUCAGAGGAUCAACGAGACAGUACCACAAGACUUCGAGCCAUUGCUUCCGAGCGAGCCUAUCAUUAGAUUCAAAUACAAGCACGAUGACGACGAUGGCAUGUCUGAGAAUCCAGCUGUUGCAUGUUCCAGAAAGUUAGAAUACGCCAUUAGAUCGAAGGCGACGGCAGAAGAGAUUUUUGACAUCCUAAAGGAUGUGCCAAAGCCUACUGAGCCCGAUAAUGAAGAAAAUCCGGACUACAACCCGAAUGCACUUGACGUUUUUCUUCAAACUCUGAUGUUCAUCGCUUCCAAGACGUUCUCUCAUUCUUUCGCCGCGCUAUCAAAAUAUCAUAUUAUGCUGAAGCGACUCGCUAAGAACGAAGGCGCGAAGGUCAAGCUUCUCCAGAUCUUGUAUGAUAUGUGGAAGGAUCAUCCUCAAAUGAUCGUGGUUUUGAUCGACAAGUGCAUCCGAGCUCAAAUUGUCGAUCCAGCUUCAGUUGCACAAUGGAUCUUUUCAGUGGAAAUGUCCAGCAACUUCCAAAGAUAUUUUGUUUGGGAGAUUCUUCAUGGAACAAUUUCGAAAAUGAAGUCUCACGUCGACCGUGUUACAGAUGAAUACGAAAGUAUCAAGUCUCGAUUGCACCAGGCGUCAAUUAAGCUUGAAGAAGGAACGGAGGCUGCAGAAACUCAGGAUAUGAUGGACUCUUACGCUGCGUUUGCGCCGUCAGAGUCAGAAGUUGAGACGUUCAGAGAGAAGUUAGAGAAUGCCAAAGUAGAGCAGAAGAACCUUUUCCUGGUUAUUUUCCAGAGAUUUAUUGGAGUGAUUUCGGAGCACGUGGCCAAGCACGGACUUCCGAUCGAAGAGGAUGAAAUGAUGGAUACGCAAGAGACUCUUGUACAGGCGAAGAACAGACAUUGGCUCCAGUGCACCUGUGAGCGUCUCCAGGAAGUGUUCCUUCGCAACGAAACUGCUGUCCUCAGUUACGAUAAGCAGCUGAGCGAGCUCCUGUUCACCCAAGGCACAGUUGAGCCAGCACUCAAUGUGUUCAAGGAAUUCCGCGUGCUGCACGCAUAA
This is a messenger RNA of Oikopleura dioica, 2460 nucleotides long. The record is from the annotation of a GenBank genome assembly. Lineage: Eukaryota; Metazoa; Chordata; Appendicularia; Copelata; Oikopleuridae.